Messenger RNA from Rhizophagus irregularis DAOM 181602=DAOM 197198, 1386 nucleotides. RefSeq lists its product as uncharacterized. The record is from RefSeq and is a predicted model, not a curated record. Gene Ontology annotation, molecular function: protein binding. Lineage: Eukaryota; Fungi; Glomeromycota; Glomeromycetes; Glomerales; Glomeraceae.
AAAAUGUCUACUCAAUUUUUUUUGAAAUUAAGUCAAAAUUUUAUUGAAUUAUUGGAGGAUGAUGAAUAUUAUGAUAUUACGAUUGAAGUUGGUGAAGAUCCUUAUGUGAAAAUAUUCCGUGCUCAUAUGAGCAUUUUGUGUUACCGUUCUUCUUAUUUUAGAGAAAUAAUAGCUUCGAAAAAUAAAAAGAAUAGAAAUUAUAAUGACUUGUUUCAUAUUAAAUUACAAAGUAUAUCACCAGAAAUCUUUCAAAUAAUUUUAAAGUAUAUUUAUGGUGGAAUUUUUUCAUUGAACGAAAAUAUUACUUUGCAACCAACAAAGAUAUCGGAAGUUGCUGAAUUAUUUCAACUUCAAGAAUUAGUUGAUCAUUUACAAAAACAUAUUAUCGAAAAUAAACCUGAAUGGACGAAAGAACAUUUUGAACUUACUAAUCAAACAAGUAUUCAAUCUAAUAAUUUAUUGGAUAACGUUAAUUCUCCUGAGAAUAUAUUUAAUUCACCUGAAUUCGUCUCACUUCCAGAAGAAUCUUUAGUUUCUAUUAUUAAGAGAGAUGAUCUGCAAAUGAAAGAAUCUGAAGUUUGGAAAUGUGUAUUAAAAUGGGGUCUUGAACAAAAUCCUACUCUAAAUCCAGAUCCUGAUACUUGGUCAGAUAACGAUUUCAAUGUAAUGAAAAAUACUUUACAAAAUUGUUUACCUUUAAUUAGAUUUUUUAGUUUAUCAUCUAAAGAAUUCUUUCGUGAUGUUGAUCCAUACAAAAAGCUUUUAAGUCAUCAACUUUAUAAAGAUUUAUUAAAUUCUUAUAUUGAUUCUGAAAGUGAACCAAAUGAUGAUAAUAUAUCACUUCCUAAAAGUAUUAAAAUUGAUGGAAUUAUUGAUUCAAAAAUCGUUAAUUUGAAUAUUAUUUCCAUGAUUUCAAGAUGGGUUGAUAAAGUGGAUGUUAAUAAUAAUUUUUCAUAUUUAAGAGAAAUGUAUUUUCCAUACAAAUUUAAAUUGUUAUUAAGAGGAAGUCAAGAUGGUUUUACUCCUAUAAAAUUUCAUGAAUUAUGUGAUGAUAAACCUAAUACUAUAAUUUUUAUUAAAGUCAAAGGAUCUGAAGAAAUUUUAGGUGGAUAUAAUCCUUCAAUAUGGAAAUAUUAUGGUGAUUGGACUCAAUCUUUAGAUAGUUUUAUAUUUUCUUUUAAAGAUAAUAUUAAAAAUUCAACAUUAAGUUAUGUAAAAAAUACGGAUAAAGCAUUAUAUUUUUCUGAUUUAUGUGGUCCUUCAUUUGGUUCCUCUGAUCUUAAAUUAUCUGUUACUAUUCGAUAUGGUGUAAAAUCAUCAAAUCCUUACGAUCUUAAUAUAUGUUCUUUAUUUUUUAAUAAUUUUCAAUGUAAUUUAAUAAAAUAA